Molecule: messenger RNA, 2328 nt
Organism: Trypanosoma rangeli
Lineage: Eukaryota; Euglenozoa; Kinetoplastea; Trypanosomatida; Trypanosomatidae
Product: protein kinase
Exons: 1
Coding region: 1-2328 (775 amino acids)
Biological process (GO): autophagy; peptidyl-serine phosphorylation
Cellular component (GO): cytoplasm
Molecular function (GO): protein serine/threonine kinase activity; ATP binding
Source: RefSeq, a predicted model, not a curated record
AUGUCGCGGGACUCACGAAAAGAGAAUCCUUUGGUCGUCGACAAUGGAGGCGUGGAUCGUACCCACACCUUUGUGGAGAGCUUUGUGGCGCGAUUGCCAUUUGAAGAGCGGCUGAAGGCGUCGCUGGAGGAAAUGUUACUUCCGUUUGGCUACAAUUCUUUAAAAGAACUUGCCGAGAUUCCGCAGCAGCAGAAACCACCAGAACCCGAUACACCGACAGGAGAUGAAAAUAGUUGUGCACUAUGUCAAAGGUGUAACAUGUAUGAAGAUCUACUUAGAAAAAUGGCCACCCUGCUCCUUGAGAAACUGGAUGACGAUGACUUAGUCUCAAACAUGGGCAUGGAAUCAAACAUUUUAACAGGCGCGUGUGAGCCCGGGAUGCGUAUUAUGGUGUCGCCGACUGGCUCCCCCCACCGCUUGGAUGAUGAUGACUUGAUGGAAGUCACCAACGGUGACAGUGCUGCACAUCUCACAACCUCUCUAGCGGAUAGUCAUUUUGAUUCCUUUCCCAGCGUUACAUCAACAACGUCCACACUUUUGACAACCUCCUCCUGCAGUGCUCAAGGGGGCGGAGGCUCAUGGUUACAGGACUUCUUGACCAUGUCACCCGACGGAGACAUCAGUUCUCCACAUUGCAACAAAACCUCACCAUACAACGUCUCAGUCUCUAAGAGGCCCUGCCCCAGGUUCUUUCCGAGCCUGAUGGUACCGCAGCGAUGCCCACCGAGAGACGAUGCGUCGCAAGUCAGUGCAUGCUCACAGGGAACCCGGCGAAGCACCAGGUAUAUAUCACGUGGUGCUUCCUAUUCCAUUUCCACAAUCCAAAGUAGGGAGGUGCAACCAUGCGUUAAGGAGACUGCGAAAACGGUAAUAGGCCGCGCGAAUCACAAGAAAAAGAUAAACGACUACGUGGUGUUGGGAGAAAUUGGCCGUGGUUCGACGGGCGAGGUUGUGUUGGUGCAGCACCACGAAACAAAGGAGCAGUUUGCGAUGAAAAUGGUGAAUCUGGGGAACAAACUUGAGCGACGACGCGUGAAUGCCAUUCGCUCUGAGAUUGCAGUACUGAAAGCGGUGGCUCACCCCCAUCUCGUUCGACUCUACGAAGUGAUUGCUGACAAGAACCACAAGACCAUUUUUUUGAUCCUGCAGUACAUCUCACGUGGUAGCGUCGCGCGGGCCUUGACUCCCACCACUGUUGUGCCCAUUCCAGAAGCACAACUGCGGCUGUACACACCACAGAUAGUCUCGGCCUUGAAACACCUACAUUCGAGAGGUAUAUUCCAUCGGGACAUCAAACCAGAAAAUAUUUUGAUAGACGAAAAUGAACACAUAUAUCUUGCUGACUUUGGCGUGAGUGCAAUCUGCACCCCCAAUGGUGUCCGGGGUGUGGAGGGAACGCCGGCGUUUAUGGCUCCCGAGGUGUGCCUUGGGAAACCGGAGGUAGUUGGAGAACUCGUGGACGUAUGGGCACUAGGUGUCACGCUGUAUCAGCUGAUGUAUGGCUUCCUUCCGUUUCGUGCGCACACAUACCAGGAGAUGACGCAUCAUAUUGUUAGUAGUCCGCUUGUUUUUCCUGACGAGAGGCAAAAAAAGGGCUCCAAUGAGGUUGGUGCCUCUGAAUUAUCAUGCAUGGAUGGGCUCCAUACGCUUACUAGAGAGACAUCUCAAGACGUCAAGGAUGCAACGGAACAGAGGAGAGAACAUGAUUCCUCUGAAGAAUUGUCCCCAUGCACGGUUUCUUCGUCACCAGAGUUUAAGGAGUUGAUUCGAGGCCUUCUUUGCAAGGACCCUGAAUUCCGCUGGACGCUGCGACGCAUUGGUGAAUCUGCAUGGCUUCGACCAGGUCUCGAAAAGCGCUCUGUAGGUGAAAUAGCGGGCAUCCCUCCACUUGGGCGCAACGAUGUCGGCAUCCCUAAAUUUGCCUUGUCGCCCUUAAUAAAGCCGUCGGGCAACCCAUGUCAAUUAUUAACCAACGUGCCCAUAACGACACCCAGGCAUGCUGUCACUGUAAAUGUUCACCCCGUUUCGACCCUAACAGCCCAAAGCAGCGAUACCACCAACAGCGCGAGUGACAACAGUAACGACAAAAAGAAGAACGGCAACAACAACAACAACAACAACAACAACAACAACAACAACGACAAAAACAGCAACGACAACGGCAUGGACAUCGACGGUAAAGUAAGCAAUGAAAACCAGCUGGAUUGCGCUCGCCACUUGGAGACCUAUCAGAUCCAUCCAACUAAACCGGAAAAAUUGUGGAAAAGGUUUAUUCCCCACUCGUGGCGUAGAAAAAAAGGUGUCUUAUCAGGGAGUAGUCAUAAUUGA